This is a messenger RNA of Actinia tenebrosa (Australian red waratah sea anemone), 2062 nucleotides long. RefSeq lists its product as uncharacterized. NCBI's taxonomy places the organism in Eukaryota, Metazoa, Cnidaria, Anthozoa, Actiniaria, Actiniidae. Gene Ontology annotation, molecular function: ATP binding; metal ion binding. The record is from RefSeq and is a predicted model, not a curated record.
ACGUGAUACUAGUCAAACAGGUUUUCAAAACCAGUUUGAUGGACCUAAGACAGCCGACGUUCCGAUCGAAACGAAACGUGUUUCUAAAUCCUGUAUGAGAAGCUGUAGGACCAUAGGCAAUCGAGAGAUUCAUCGCAUUUUAACAAGUUUUAAAAAAGUCGACGACAUUCAAUGGAAAAAAUCGACGAUUUAAAUCAAAACACUUCGGAUAGUCUUUCUUUUGGAGAGUUCAACUCGUCGGACAAGAACGUAUUCAACAAGAGCUUGAAAAGCAAGUCUCCCGAUGUGGUUACUCUAGGGAGCCUCUACUCCAAGGACGUGCCGAAUGGCUACUUUAUGCCAGAGCGGCCAUCCUCGUUCAAUCCUCGGGCCAAGUUCCGUAAUGACGAGCGGUACACCAUUCAUGACUAUCCACCUUGGCCACUUUUUUUCGCCGAACGGCUCAAGCCUAUUCAGAUUUCCUUYGUCGUUGGCAACGAACUCCCAAUUCUCAUGCGCUACUUCCCUGCGGAAGAACUAAAAACUCAUUGGAAGAAAUGGAUUCCUUUCUUCCCUCUGGCGGACGCCCGUGACUUGGUCACCGAAGACACUGGUGAUAGUAAGUUGAUUACUUACUUUCCAAUUCAGAGCUUGCCCAAAGAAAAACACGCAAACGAUCCUGAUAUGCACCACAAGGUACUCUGUAAAUUAACCAUCCCUGAAAUGGGAGCAGUGACWCCUAAUCAUAUGACAGUGUAUGACUAUCACGUACCCUGUAUGAUCAAGGUCACUCACGGUGUCUCAGGGCGAGGUACCUUCAUGGUCAAGACUAAACAAGAAGCAGAAACACUUAUCAAUAAGUUACGCGACGAGGUCAAGUGCCCAGAGCCGAGUAUCUCUGAAGUCAUUGAAGACAUCACAGGAAAUUACUGUGUCCAGUUUUAUCUUUUUAAAACUGGCGAGAUACAUUGGCUCGGCUGCUCCAGGCAAACCGUUACAGAUGAAUUCGAGUGGGAUGGUGGUUACAUUGACUGGAACAAACAAGACGAGCUGAAAAGAAUGUACUUCAACACGGUUAUGCCUGUCAAGGAAUACCUACAUAAGAAAGGCUAUUUCGGUGUGGUUGGUAUUGAUGUCUUGUCCAACAAGGAGGACAACUAUGUGGUCGAUGUCAAUGCACGAAUUAACGGCAGCACUUCGCUUCUCUUGAUUGCGCCUCACAUGGCCGCUAAAGGCUUCACUUCCUCCGCUMUCCUCAUCAUUCCUGAUGUCAAAGGCAACGAAAGCGAGUUGAUUGAAAAGCUUGACCAAAUCAAUUCCGAAAGCAAUGGAAUCGUCAUUGAUUUGGCAAGCGUCGAAAACCCAGAUGGAAAAUCAUGCGAAGCCCACAUCUGCAUGUUUGCAAAAUCCGAGCAAGGAGUGAAGAACCUCUAUUCUAAAAUAAUUAACCAAUGAACUGACGACUUAUCUGCUUAUUGCGUUGAAUAUAUUACCAGCACACGAUUACUCUUAAACAAAACAUGCAUAUGCAUAAGUAUAUAUAUUUCUUGUUUUUUCUUAUAUUUGAUAAAUUUGCACAUUUUUAAGGUAUUCAGUAAUGGUUUGCAAGCAUUCCCAACAGCGUAAAGAGAUGUGGCGACCAUGUUGUAGGGCAUAAGACCGUUCAUAUUKUGCUUUGCCUAGGCAUAAUUGGUAUUCUCCAACCAGUUGCUGAUCUUGAUAUCCCGAGGAUGAAGCGAGUACCAGACUAGUAACGAAGUAUUACAUGAAAUGCUUUGUUUCGGAGCUAGAUCGUUCAGGUUUUUUCGCUGCGGGCGGCGGUAAUCAAGCAUUGGUCACAAUCAAUCGGCCCGAAUAACGGGAAUAUAAAGGCUUAACUAAGAUAUGUUUAAAAUGAGCAACAAAAACAAAAAAAAAUUGCUAGCUUAUACUGGUCAUUAGGUAAGCUAAGAUAUAACCGUGGAGUCGCCACAAUAAAUAAAUGAGCUUUCUUAUAGAAAAAUUGUAACGGGAAAGACCUUUCUUAUAGAAACRAAUUAAUGUAAUGGGAAACAAUUAGAUUAAAAAAUUAUUCAAACCACCA